Humulus lupulus (European hop) is the source of this 2067-nucleotide messenger RNA. RefSeq lists its product as uncharacterized. The transcript is spliced from 5 exons. The record is from RefSeq and is a predicted model, not a curated record. The coding region runs from base 1 to 2067 and encodes 688 amino acids. Gene Ontology annotation, molecular function: nucleic acid binding. Gene Ontology annotation, biological process: DNA integration. Lineage: Eukaryota; Viridiplantae; Streptophyta; Magnoliopsida; Rosales; Cannabaceae.
AUGCAAGUGGAUUUGAAUUAUGCCAAUAAAAUCAUUAGGACAUACACUGUUGGUCCGGAUUUAUUUGACAACAUGAUGGGAAUUAGUCAGUUUGCGAGAGAAAAACAUGGGGGAUAUGUCACUUUUGGUGAUGGGAACAAAGGAAGGAUCAUGGGAAAAGGAAAGUUUUGUUUGCAAGGUCUACCUCCUCUAGGAAAUGUUCUCUAUGUUGAAGGGUCGAAGGCUAAAUUGAUAAGUGUUAGUCAAAUCUAUGAUGAAGGGUGCAUGGUUCUUCUCUCCAAGACUGAUUGUACCAUUAUUUCAACAUCUAGAACUCAUGUCUUAACAAGGAUGAGAUCUAGUGACAAUUGUUAUCUCUUGAUCACUAGUUUAAUGUGCAAUGCUACAAAGACAGAUGAUACUGAACUGUGGCACUACAAGUUAGGUCAUCUGAACUAUAAAUAUUUCAGUAAACUUGUAAAAUUGAAAGCGGUUAGAGAUGUUCCAAACUUAUCUCCUUUGAAAGACAAAGUUUGUGGUCCUUGUCAACUCGGUAAACAAGUCAAAAGUAGCCAUCUUCCUUUGAAGUUUCUGGUCACUUCCCAAGUUUUGGAACUGCUUCAUGUUGAUUUUAUGGGUCCCAUGCAUAUAGAAAUUCUUAUGGGGAAAAGAUAUGUUAUGGGAUCGUGUCUUUCUUUGCAAGCUGAAAAGGGCGAAAAGGUUAAGAAAGUGAUUCGUCUUCAAUGUGACCAUGGCAAGGAAUUUGAGAACAACAUCUUCGCUGAUUUUUGCAAUCAAGAAGGGAUAGCUCAUAAGUUCUCAGCGCCAAAAACUCCUCAGCAAAAUGGAGUUGUGGAAAGGAAAAAUAUAACUCUUCAAGAGAUGGCUCAUGUUAUGUUGAAUGCAAAUAAAGUAUCAAAGAGACUUUGGGCUAAAGUGGUGAAUACAACUUGCUACAUUAGCAAUAUGGUGCAUCUUCAUCCUGGCACUAAGCAAACCUCUUAUGAGCUAUGGAAAGACAGAACGCCAAAUUUGGUUUAUGUUCAUGUGUUUUGUUGUAAGUGCUACAUUCUUAAUGAUAGAGAAAAGCUUGAAGAAGAAGAAAUCCACACUCUUGUCGACACAUCCAUUCUGCUUGUUGCAUCACAAACUACAGAUGAACCAAGAAUUCAUCAGAAAAAGGGACCACCCACAUGGAUACCCAAAGUUCAUCCUUUAUCCUCCAUUGUUGGUAAUCCAAAUGCAGUGAUGGUGACUCAGAAGAAACUAGCCAAUGAAAUUACUAAUGCUUGUCAUCUCUCUUCAAUGGAGUCUAAAUCAGUCAAGGACGCCCUUAAAGAUGAGCACUGGAUAUAUGCCAUGCAAGAUGAGCUUCAAAAAUUUGAUAGAAAUGAAUUGUGGGCUCUUGUUCCUCGUCCUUUGGGUGCCAACAUCAUUGGUACUAAGUGGAUAUUCAGAAAUAAGACUAAUGAAGUAGGAAAUAUGGUGUGCAAUAAGGCCAGAUUAGUUGCUCAGGGGUAUACUCACAUUGAGGGAGUGGACUUUGAGGAAAUGUUUGCUCCAGUAGCUAGAUUGGAAUCUAUAAGACUUUUGUUGGUUGUGGCGUGUUACAUGAAGUUCAAGUUAUACCAAAUGAAUGCCAAGAGUGCUUUCUUGAAUGGCAUCCUUGUGGAAGAGGCUUAUGUGUCACAACCUCCUGGAUUUGAGGACCCUCAUCAUGGAGAUCAUGUCUACAAACUGAACAAGGAUUUGUAUGGGCUUAAGCAAGCUCCUCGAGCAUGGUAUGAUCGUCUCACCACCUACUUGCUUGAAAAUGGGUAUACUAGAGGUAAUGUUGAUCAAACGUUGUUUAUUAAACCUCUGAAUCCUGGUAUAGUUUGUGCCCAAAUCUAUGUAGAUGACAUAGCAUUUGGAUCCGCUUGUGAUGCACACACUCACUCCUUUGUUCAACUAAUGACUAAGGAAUUUGAAAUGGGCAUGGUUGGUGAACUAAGUUACUUUCUUGGUUUUCAAAUUAAACAACUUGGCAAUGGAAUUUUCUUGUCUCAAUCAAAAUAUGCCAAAAACAUGCUCAAAAUUUUGGUUUAG